AAGAAGCCAGUGCUCAGUCCUUUCUGCUGGCACUCAGCAGACAGCUGCUUCAAUAACUGUGCUUGUGUCUUGCACCCGUAAUGUACAUGGCAAGAUGCAACUGCUUCUGGAACGGAGCACAACCGCUGCCACUUUUAACACAGCUGCUGUUUUGGAAAGCGAGAGAGUCUGCUUUUGGGUAGUGACCCUUUCAGACUCUUGCUGUUCAGUUCCAGGCUGCCUUGGACAGAGAGAAAGAGUUUGGCAAUCCUGUGCCUUUAAAACUGCAGUUGUCCAUGCCAGGGCCUCUGACCUCGUCCUCCUCAGCUGAGUUGGAUUAAGAAGUGGGGGGCGGGGGGGGGAGGUUGGUGACUUUAAUGCUUGUAAAUUCUUUCACUUCCCAGGAGCUGGCAGGCCUCUUGUCCCAUGAGCCUGCCUGCCAGGAAGCCAAUGGUCUUUGCUGGUGGUGGAGGCUACGACAAGCGCUGUUGGUUCAAGUGCCCAGUCAGGCUCUCUGUGUUAGAAAAAUCAAGCCUUCGGCAUAGUCCCCACUGUGGUCCUGGAAGGGAGCCCUCACUGCUGUCUUCUCCUUGCCAAUGUGGUGAAUAUCAGAAGGCCAAAAUAAGGGGAGCUGGUGUGCAGCCACGAACCGGAUGCCGCAAGAGGUCGGGGGAUGCAGCAGCCUAGGACGGGCAGGGAUCCUGUCCACGUUCCCCACGCCUUCUCCCACAACCAUGAAGGACUACACAGAGGUCAUCUUCCAGCCGGAGGUGCUGGAUCAGAGCAAGGAAAAUGCCAGCCCCCUGGCUCCACCUUUGCCGCGGUUCUUGCUAACAGAAUUCUCCAACCCCGUGUUUGAGGAGGACGGCGAGGCACCAGCCCAGAGUCAGCCAGACGUUGAGAACAGAAACAGCACCAAACUCUCCGCCAACGGCUUUGCCCAACAGGUCCGGGACAUGGCAAGCAGGAAGUUCAAGCCAGACUGCAAGUUCUCCUGGCUCUGCGUGGCCAUUCUCAGCACGGUGCUUCUCCUCCUCCUGGCCUUAUUGGUGGGCAUCAUCAUCGCCUCCCAGCUGAAGUCCCACCAUCCCGUCAAACCCUCGCUCGGGGCUUCUCAUGCCCAAACCAUCACCGCUACCUCAACUCCCAUCCCCAGGACCUCACCAAGCCCCCAGCCCACAGGGACGCUGUCCCUGGGAGGAGAGUCGCCUGUCACCACAACGCCAGCACCUCUAUGUGGAGGGAUCCUGCUUGGCCCCAAGGGCACCUUCAGCUCCCCCAAUUACCCAGCCCCCUACCCCCCAAACAUCUUGUGCAAGUGGCACAUCCGGGUGACGGCAGGGAUGGCAAUCCAGCUGAAGGUGGAGGAGCUAGACAUUGAGAGUUCUGCCUCAUGCCUGUACGACCGGCUGGAGAUAUUCAAGGAGCAGGACGCUUCCUCGUUGUGGGAUGGGAGUACCAGGUACUGUGGCUCCGUGGCACCGGCAACGAUCAACACCAACUCCAGCCAGCUUCAGGUCAUCUUUGUCUCAGAUGACAACAUUGCUCCCUCGGGCUUCACUGCCUGGUAUCGGGCCGUUCUGCCCAGUGAAAAGAACUGUUCCUGGGAUGAGUUUCUCUGUGACCAGGGGCUCUGCCUCCACUCGGCCUACGUGUGUGACGGUUAUCACGACUGCCAUGACAAGAGAGAUGAAGCCAACUGUAGCACAAAGCACAAAGGUUGUGGAGGGACCCUCACCAGCAUGGAAGGGCAAUUAUUCUCCCCAAAUUACCCACAGCCAUACCCACAUCUGCAGCUCUGCCUCUGGCAUAUCUCAGUGCCCGUGGGCCACGUGGUGGACUUGCAUUUCCACAACUUCAGCCUCGAGUCCCAGGAGGAGUGCAACUAUGACUUUGUGGAGGUGUACGACAGCGCUGGGAUGGGAGCAACCAGCGUCAUGGGCAGGUUCUGCAGCUCUAACUUGCCCCCUGUCCUGACCUCCUCACAGCACGUCAUGACAGUCCUCUUUGUGGCGGACGAAGGAAUAGCUGACAACGGGUUCUUUGCCACUUACCAUGCCCACAACGCCACGGAAAAAACAUGCAGCCCCCUGGAUUUCUCCUGCAGAAAUGGCGAGUGCCUGUCUCAGGCGUUGGUGUGCGAUGGCUGGCACAACUGCCCGGAUGGGAGCGACGAAUUCAACUGCACCAGCCUCACCUAUGCAUCUUUUGAGCCGUCCUGUGAGCCAAUUGAGGUGGAGAUGUGUUUGGGUCUCAGUUACAAUACCACCUCUUUCCCCAACAUCUGGCUGACCAUUAUGGAUCAGCAAGAGGCAGAAGAGCAUCUUGAAGACUAUAUGAUGCUGAAGGACUUCUCUUGCUAUCCAUCUCUGCGCUUGCUCCUGUGCAGCCUCUUUGUACCCAAGUGCACCCCAGACGGGGGCAUCCUGCAGCCGUGCCGCUCCGUGUGCCUGGCAGCCGAGCAGAGCUGCCAGCAAUCCCUCAGCCUUCUGGGUCUCCCGUGGCCCCUGAACUGCAACGUCCUGCUAGAUUCCAACAACCCUUUGGAGUGCUUCCUGCCAUAAAAGGGGCUGCCCCGCUCCAUCCGCAACCUCUAUUUCACGUGCCGUGUAGCUGAAUGCUCCUCUCAUUGCCCAGCUUGGUGGGAGACCCUUUGGAGGCCGCCAGUUCCCGAGCAGAAGUUCCCCAUCAGAAGAAAUUCUUCACCAGAAGACCUUGGGAUCUGAGCUACAAUGCUUUGUAGGCCAUCCACUGACGAACGUCUCUCCAAGGAAUCGGUGGAAUCUGAGCAACAAGAGGACAAUUUGCAGUUUGGGGUUGAGUCUUUAGAUUGUAAGCACCUUGGGUCAGAGGCUGUCCUCAUACCCUUUGUAAAGUUCUAUGCGCCUUGAUGGUGCCCAUAUAAAUAACUUGGAUAAUAAUAUAUCAGAGGCUACAGGGGGCUUCCAUCAUAAUUAGAGCUGUAAUAUUUAGCUGAUUUGUUUUUAAAUCUUUGUGGUUGGUUUUAAAAGGCAUUUUUUAAAAAAAGAAAAGAUUAAUGUAAAUGGUUUUUACUGUACAUACUGACAAGUCCAUGGCUUGUGAGCCCUUUCUUAGAAGGGGAGUUCUUUCUUCUCUCUUAUGUGGGAGCAAAAGCCUCCUGUGAGGUUAUGCCUACAGCAGCACAUGUGCUAGGAAGGAAGGAAGGAAGGAAGGAAGGAAGGAAGGAAGGAAGGAAGGAAGGAAGGAAGGAAGAUUUGCCUACCAGGAUUAUGUUGUUAAAAUGCAAAUUCAUUCAGAUCAUAGAACUUUAGGAUUGGAAAGGAUCCCAGGGGUCAUGUAGUCCAACCCCCUGCAAUGAAGUUGAUUGAUUCGCUGAUUAAAAGUCAUACAAUUCAUCCACAAAAAGUUCCUUUAUCUGAGUGACAACCCUAAUAAUUCUUGAUUAUAACCAGCAAAGAAGGACAUCUUCUUGUUCCGGUUAACGCAGCAUCAGAUUGCACUAUACAUAGUAGUUUAAUGGAUUGUGAUUUUACAUUAAUCUCCCAUUUCAGCUCUGCCCUGCGCUCAUGAGUUAACUGUGCAUGCAUUUAAAAAAGACAAAAAACCUUCAGAAUUAUUUGUCAAAGACAGCUGAAUUUAGCAUCCUCUAUAAACCAUGCAAAUCAA
Molecule: messenger RNA, 3627 nt
Organism: Podarcis raffonei (Aeolian wall lizard)
Lineage: Eukaryota; Metazoa; Chordata; Lepidosauria; Squamata; Lacertidae
Gene: MFRP
Product: membrane frizzled-related protein
Molecular function (GO): protein binding
Source: RefSeq, a predicted model, not a curated record